GUGACACCGGCUAGCUGAGACAGACUCGCGAUCUGACUAUUCCUUUUGCAACUGACAAGGUUUCAAUUUAAGUUUCAACAUAGUGUUUCAAUCAUGCCAAAGUCAAAGGCAAAGCCAAAAUCAAAGAGGCCGACAAAGAAAAAUCUGGUGUGUUGUAACUGUGGGCGUAACAUAAACAAUGAAUUACAGAGGCGAAAACUUACUGCAAAAAUAAAAAACCAAAAUUAUUGCCAAAUUUCUUCGGUGGACGCGCUGAAAGCACUUGGAAUAGAAAUUGGCCCAGGUGAAGGGAGGCGUCAUCUGAUCUGCCCAGUGUGCGCAAGAAUUUUAGGCAAAUUAUGUAAUGCCAUAGGAAGUUUGAAGGCAUCGUUAUCAACUCUCAAAGAAGUAACCAAGGAUGCUCAUACUCCUGUGGGAUAUAAGAUCAAGCGAGUACUGGAAGGGUCCGCAGAUGGAGAGUUUUACUUCAAGGCGAAAAGAAAAAGGAGAAAGACCAAAACUGGCAGUGAUGAUGGCAGCUGCAUAAUUGACACCCCCCUGUCUCCAGAUCAGAUAAUGGACAUCUUUCCUCAAGUUGCAUCGGAUCUACCACCUGGCCGUUACAAGAAGGUGAUGAAGCAUAUGAAAUCAUCAAAGAGUUUGGACUCCUUCAUAAUUGAAUCAGUUUGCAAGAAAAUUAGCGCAGAGAUGAAAUCGGGUCUAUCUAUUUUCUCAAUCGAUGCCAAAUGUAAGACAAAGUCAAUGGAGAAAUAUUCAUGGAGAGCUGCACACAGAAGUUUAAAGAUGAGGUGUCCAACACUCAUGUCCAUUUUGGAAAGCACACUGGAAAGAAAACCUCUGAGGAAUGAUAACAAUCGGCUCACAAUGACAGCAGCUCACUUGUUCUUCAUUAGAUCUUCAAGGCAUAGAAUCUGCCAAGAAUUGAUUGGCCGGCUUCUUUGGUAUGCUGGGACAAGCAGAAAGACUUUUCUGAGGCUCAGCAGGCUUGGGCUUUGUUCCUGCAUCAAAACCACAAGAGAUAGUAUACAUUCUAUGAAAAGUGAAUUAGAUGACACAAUCGACCAACAAAAACAGAGAAUCGCAGAACUACAGUCAACAGACCGUAAAGCAAUGAUGGAACCUUGUAGCGAUGGUUGGGAGGAAGUUGAAAAUUGGGAGACAGGGCAAGGCCUUUUUGACACCCCAAAAGAUCGUCAUGGGGACAGCCAUGCUAUGGUUCCACAAGCAGGUGCAGUUGUAGAAGUUGUUGAUGCUGAAACCCCGAUAGAUCUUGGUGGAAACAGCCAAGUUAUGAUCUCACGAAACGGCGAAGUGGUAGAGGUAAGCGUGAUAACAACAAUGGAAUCUCAGGAUGACAGUCAAGCUGCACAAACAGAAAAAGAGAAUAAAGCUGAUGACACCCAAGCAUCGCCCUUGGGAUUUACGUUGACCUUUGACACUGUCGAUCAGACACUACCAAAGUUUCAAACAAGCGAAGGAAAACCCACCAAAGAGGUUAACUUUCUCAAUGCCUACGGAGAGAUUGACCGUGUUCCAUGUUUCCAUCUCAGCGAUGAGGCACCAUCUUUGGAACAGUUGUCAAGUAUUGGCGAAGAUGUCUUCCUCCCCUCAGCUGGAGAUAUUGAUAUGCUUAGGUAUGAGUAUGAAGUGAUGAUAUCCCGAAUACUCUGCAAUCACAUUCCUUGUUUCAAGGACAUGUGUGUCAUGGAUCAGAUACCACACCCUUAUCUUGAAGAGAUGAAGAAGAAAAGUAUCUUGGUACCUUUGGGAGUUCUUGAGAAAGAUGAAACCAAACUUUCAGAGAUGAUAGAUGCAUUGGACCAUUGGCACAAAUGCGUUCCUGGACAGAAGUCACCUAUCCCCAUGGUUCUCUAUAGUAAUGCACAGUUCUGUGACAGAGUCAGAGAUGCCAUCGGAACCCGAAGGAAUGCGGAUACACCUUGGAGUAGACUGAGUGGGUUACUGCCAUCCGCACAGGAGUGGCACAAGCGGAAACUGUUGCUAGAGGACACAUAUAAGCUUCUCUAUGAUGCAAAGAGUGUCAAAUCAUGUGGAAGUUUAUCCUAUGUCCGGGACACCUACAUGCGUACUCAUGCAACAGCGAAAGUCAAUGUAUCUUUCGAGCCCUUGACCAACCUUUUGAGGUUCACAACAGAGGCAUAUGUGUUGGCUGCAGCAUGUGAAUUCAUGGGCAUACAGAAGCUGAGUGAUACCCCUAAAGAUCUGCCAGAAGACCCAGAUGAUUUGUCAUCCUAUUUCAGUAACACAUGUAAAUAUGUGCUGGAGAUGUCUUUCCAUCCUUACCAGAUAGGAGAUUCUGCCAAGGGAAACAAAACCUUGAACCAAGGGGAUGCUAUGGAGCUUGAUGAGGAUGAAGGCCCUUUCUGCGUAUGCAAAGAAACAAAAAGAAAAGGGAGAAUGAUAAGAUGUGCAUAUGAUAGCUGUGAAAAGGGGAAAUGGUUCCACCAUGAGUGCAUGAGGCUGAAGCAAUCUAAGAUCCCCAAAGGUGACUGGUUUUGCAGCAUCAAGUGUCGGCGGCAUCAACAGAAGGGUGGAGGAGAACAGGGGAGACUGAAGGAUGAUGUGGACUCAAAAUACGAAUAUUCCAAAGCUCUGCUCCAUCUUGGACUUGGUGAGAUGGUACGUCAUGAUGCGAUACGAGAAGGAGACGGUAAUCGCAUGAUCCAACAUUGGCUUCUUGAUCUUCCACGCUUCUUUGACAAACACCACUCGAAGUACUUCAGUGAAGGACACCAGCUUCUCAUGGAUGUCAAUGGGGGAGUGUCGGACAGGAUAGCGUACCAACUGAAAUGGAAUAGGACGGUGAAUGUGUAUGGUGGUGAAGGAAACAAUGUAGGAAAGGAUUUUGGAUUGGAGAGUAUGAAUAAAGACUUCAUGAAUGUACUGAGAGAUACAUCAUCAAACUUUAGCAAGGAUCUCGUAAUCUCACGUUACAGUCAAGUAGUUGUUAUGGAGGAAACAGUGAAUAGGUCUUUCGAUAUUAAGGUUACAGGAAGACCGACGCCCACUGCACCAGAUGCUGCUCAAAUAAAAGCAUCCGAUACUGUAGAUUUGGCUGAACUCCUAGUCAAGAACAGGUGCUUGGUGAAAGUCCCUGGAAGAUCACAUACAGGAUACGAAGACUUCAAGUUUCAACAAAGAGUUGAUCUGGAGAGGUAUAGGGCCAAGAUAUCAGCCUUGAAAGAGAAAAGACUAAAACAGGCUAAAUUUGCAAAACUAAUGGAAUAAGAUUUAUGACAGAUGUAAAGUGUGGUAAUGCACCUGUAAAUACCAUCUAUCAUUUAUACAUCAAACUCUGAAUCUUGCAAUCUGGCCACAUUGUGUGUGUU
Molecule: messenger RNA, 3350 nt
Organism: Lytechinus pictus (painted urchin)
Lineage: Eukaryota; Metazoa; Echinodermata; Echinoidea; Temnopleuroida; Toxopneustidae
Exons: 10
Coding region: 94-3249 (1051 amino acids)
Source: RefSeq, a predicted model, not a curated record